Guillardia theta CCMP2712 is the source of this 1075-nucleotide messenger RNA. RefSeq lists its product as hypothetical. Bases 45 to 953 code for a protein of 302 amino acids. Gene Ontology annotation, cellular component: SNARE complex; vacuolar membrane. Gene Ontology annotation, biological process: intracellular protein transport. The record is from RefSeq and is a predicted model, not a curated record. NCBI's taxonomy places the organism in Eukaryota, Cryptophyceae, Pyrenomonadales, Geminigeraceae. The transcript is spliced from 16 exons. Gene Ontology annotation, molecular function: syntaxin binding; soluble NSF attachment protein activity.
CCAAAGCUGAUGCCGACGAGCUGUUAAGGGAAGCGGAGAAACACAUGAACAAAAAGUCCAUGCUUUUCAGGAAAAAACCUGAUUAUGAAAGGGCAGCUGAUUGCUACCAGAAGGCUGCACAAAUACUUCGCUCCCCAGCUGUAAAGAAGUUGUCCGAUGCUGUAAAAGCCUUCGAGGACGCUUCCAAUGCACAUGUGAAAGGAGGAGCUCAGUUUUUUGGAGCUGUUGCAAUGGAGAAUGCGGCUAAUAUCCUUAGGGACCUGAAAGAAAACUCAACCAGCUGCGAUAGAUACAAAAAAGCUUCUGCCAUUUACAGAGAAGCAGGGAACGCUGAGAAAGCAGCAGAAUCACUCAUGAAAGCAGCCAAAGCUAUUGCUGAGGACGACGUCGACAAUGCAAUCAAACUUUAUCUCGAAAGUAUGAGUAUCUAUGAAGAUGAAGAAAAGCAUAUUUUCAUUGGAGACUCAUGGCGUGCAUGUCUUGGGCUCAUGAUGCGACAUCGCAAAGUUGAUGAUGCAAUCCAGCUGUUGAAGAGAAUGAUUCACAACUUUGAGAUUCUGGACCAAACGGACUACAUGUACAAGGCACAGCUAAGCGUAGUCGUUCUUCUGCUCUCUAAAGGGGACAUGGUCGCGGCAUCUAGUGCCAGAGAUAGCUUCGGCGAUUUUAUGAUGACAAGAGAAGGACAAGCAGCGAGUGAUUUGAUUCAGGCUUUCGAGGAUGGGGAUAGCGCGGCUGUUGAGUCGAUGACAAAGACGCAGACAUUCACGCUGCUUGAAAAUCAGAUCGCGCGUGCGGCAAGUAAUCUCAAGAAUGUCUGUGAGCAAUGUGCAUCAGACAUGACUGGAGCAAGAGUAAGUGCAUCCAAACAAGCGUCGACAGCACGCAAGACAGAAGGGACUGAUCAGAAGCAAGCUACAGAUCCCGAUGAUGAAAUGGACGAUCUUCUUUGAAACCAAUCUGUUUUGGUGUUGUUAACAGUUUGGUUUCAACUCUGAAUCCGGGAUUAGGAGUUGAAGAGCGUGAAUUGAAGCUGUUGGUUUAUGAGUAUCACGUUACAUUCUUGUUCUUGAUC